AUGAACCCCUCGAACAGGUUCGCCCUGGCCGCACUCAAGGGCAACACAGCAGUAGUACCUGCCUCCCCUGGUUCCUCCUCACGGCAAUCACAGUUCUCCUGGGUGGUCGAGCAUUUCACCAAUGACAUGAACUCUCUCCUUGCUGGCGUCCAAUCACUGCACGCCACGUCAGCCUACUCCUCCGUCGACCUCUCCCCGCUCUUCCGCGCCCUCGCGUCAGAAUCGCAGCGCUCGGCCGAUCGUGGGCGUUCAUUGCGACUGAUUCUCGUCUUUUGCCGUUCGUCGUGCAUCCCCGGUCCGCCUCCCAACCGCGCCCCUCGCCCCGCCGUCCCGUUCACUGCCGAUUGCAUAUACUGCCAUGACCACCCCAACAAUUUCAACUGCAUUCACAAUCCCUCCCCUUCCCUCUCCCUACCUGCCAGAUUCUCUUCUUUUGCCGUUCCUCUAGCAUCCCCGGUCCACCUCCCAACCGCGCCCCUCGCCCCGCCGUCCCCUUCACUGCCGACUGCAUCUACUGCCACGACCGCCCCAACAAUUUCAACUGCAUUCACAAUCCCUCCCCUUCCCUCUCCCUACCUGCCAGAUUCUCGUCUUUUGCCGUUCGUCGUGCAUCCCCGGUCCGCCUCCCAACCGCGCCCUCGCCCCGCCGUCCCAUUCACUGCCGAUUGCAUAUACUGCCAUGACCGCCCCAACAAUUUCACCUGCAUUCACACCCUCCCCUUCCCUCUCCCUACCUGCCAGAUUCUCUUCUUUUGCCGUUCCUCUUGCAUCCCCGGUCCACCUCCCAACCGCGCCCCUCGCCCCGCCGUCCCCUUCACUGCCGACUGCAUCUACUGGCACGAUCGCCCCAACAAUUUCAACUGCCCGCAGGAAGUUUUCGACGGGCUGACCGCUGCCCUGGAAGCAGUUUCCGUGCCCGAGCCUUACAUCUGGGAGAACAGCAGCAACUCUGCCCGGUACAUCUUUCGAGCGACAUCCUCGUUAUUAGCACACCCAGCACAGCGACAAGCUGACGACUACCUAUCCAUGCCUAGGGUUUUGGACUCAGGGCCCAGAAACGCCCCACCAGGAGAGGGCAAUGCUUCAGGUGUACCUGGUGCAGGUGCAUCUGGGGCAGGUGUAACUGGUUCAGGUGCGCCUAACAUGGGGUUUUACUCUGGAGGUGCGGGUGGGUUGGAGGUGGUUUAUGGUGGCAAUGGGGGAGAGAAGGGUGAGAGGGGUGAGAGGGGAGGGAAAGGAGAGAAGGGAGAGAAGGGAGAGAAGGGGGAGAGGGGUGAGAAGGAGAAGUCUUCUAUAUGGAGCAGGCUGGGACAGGGGAAAAAAGAAACUCAACGUGACCUGCAGUGA
This is a messenger RNA of Closterium sp. Yama58-4, 1347 nucleotides long. The record is from the annotation of a GenBank genome assembly. Lineage: Eukaryota; Viridiplantae; Streptophyta; Zygnematophyceae; Desmidiales; Closteriaceae.